Erigeron canadensis is the source of this 1398-nucleotide messenger RNA. Its product is annotated as alcohol dehydrogenase class-3. Gene Ontology annotation, cellular component: cytosol. Lineage: Eukaryota; Viridiplantae; Streptophyta; Magnoliopsida; Asterales; Asteraceae. The coding region runs from base 91 to 1233 and encodes 380 amino acids. Gene Ontology annotation, biological process: formaldehyde catabolic process. The transcript is spliced from 9 exons. The record is from RefSeq and is a predicted model, not a curated record. Gene Ontology annotation, molecular function: zinc ion binding; S-(hydroxymethyl)glutathione dehydrogenase [NAD(P)+] activity.
CGCCUCACAUUCUUCUUGUACACUGUAGUAUAUUUGACACCCCCCUUCCCUUUCUCCCCAUAUCAAAUCCUUCCUCUAUUCUAUUCUAUCAUGUCUUCUUCUUCUACUCAAGGAAAGGUCAUCACCUGCAAAGCUGCGGUUGCAUAUGAGGCUAAUAAGCCGCUAGUUAUUGAAGACGUUGAGGUUGCGCCGCCGCAAGCCGGAGAAGUUCGUGUUCAGAUUCUCUACACCGCCCUCUGUCACACUGAUGCUUACACUUGGAGUGGCAAGGAUCCCGAGGGUCUCUUUCCAUGCAUCCUGGGUCAUGAAGCUGCUGGGAUUGUUGAAAGUGUUGGCGAAGGAGUGACUGAAGUUCAACCUGGGGACCAUGUUAUACCGUGUUAUCAAGCAGAAUGCAAGGAAUGCAAGUUCUGCAAAUCAGGGAAGACCAACCUUUGUGGCAAAAUUAGGGGAGCUACUGGAGUUGGGGUCAUGAUGAAUGAUCGUAAGAGUCGUUUUUCAGUUAGAGGAACUCCGAUAUAUCAUUUCAUGGGAACCUCUACUUUUAGUCAAUACACUGUUGUACAUGAUGUAAGUGUUGCAAAGAUUGAUCCUAAGGCUCCUUUGGAGAAAGUGUGCCUUCUUGGUUGUGGUGUUCCCACCGGUCUUGGUGCAGUUUGGAACACCGCAAAAGUUGAAGCGGGUUCGAAUGUUGCUAUUUUUGGUCUAGGAACUGUUGGUCUUGCGGUGGCAGAGGGGGCAAAAGCAGCUGGUGCUGCUCGAAUAAUUGGGAUAGACAUUGACACCAGAAAGUUUGAUCGAGCAAAAAACUUUGGUGUGACUGAGUUUGUGAACCCAAAAGACCAUGAGAAGCCGAUACAGCAGGUUCUUGUUGAUAUGACUGAUGGAGGAGUUGAUUACAGCUUCGAGUGUAUUGGCAAUGUUUCCAUAAUGAGGGCUGCUUUGGAGUGCUGUCAUAAGGGAUGGGGGACAUCAGUUAUUGUGGGUGUUGCAGCCUCGGGUCAAGAGAUAGCCACCCGUCCAUUUCAGCUGGUUACUGGUCGCGUUUGGAAAGGCACAGCCUUUGGUGGCUUUAAGAGCCGCACACAAGUUCCUCAGCUUGUUGAUAAAUAUAUGAAUAAGGAAAUCAAGAUCGACGAGUACAUAACACACAGUUUGACUCUGGAGGAGAUCAACAAGGCUUUUGAUUUGUUGCAUGGAGGGGACUGUCUGCGUUGCGUGCUCAAGGUUUAAAACAUGCCCCAUCAGACAUUGGUUAAGUGAAGUGUUAAAAGAGACUUUAAAGUCUAGAAUAAAGUGCUGUUUAUCUAUUAAUGUCACCUUUAUUUUUCUGUAUCUUGUGGUGGCUCUGUGAAAUGAUGAUGUUUUUUAGUAAUGGAUUUGGUUUUCUGCUUGUUA